UCCCAACCCACACACUCCAUGUAUACACACUCACAAAUAAACCCCUCCACGUACACACAGCUUUCAGAUUACAAAUUGCAGAUUGUCUUAAAGGAUCAACUAGGGGGGAUAAAGCCCUUUCUCUGCCAGUCACUCACAGUGACACAACACCUACUGGCUGCAGGGACCGAAUUGUUACGGUCAGAGAGUAAAGAGGCAGACCUGUGGACCAGUAAACCACUGAUAACAGGGUGGCAUAGCUGGUUCUGAUGCAUGACAUGCUUCACAGGGAUUCAUUUUUCUACACCUCCAUAAAAUCCCUUCUCGGAACUCAUUGUGGAUAUGGAUUCUGUGUACCAGUAUUUAGGAUAUCCAGCACAAGCCAACGACGAUUCAGGGACUUCAAGGGAUAAUCUAUGGCUGUACGGCGUGGGUACCUUCAUGGUUCUGUGGGCCCUCGGCUGGCUGUACAGAGACAGUCUGGAGAUAGAGGAUAUCAAGGAGAAGUAUGUGUUUGUGACGGGGUGUGACUCUGGCUUCGGGAACUUGCUCUGUAAGAGGCUGGACCGACGGGGGUUCAGGGUGAUAGCUGGGUGUCUCACAGACAAAGGGGCUGAUGAUCUGAAGAGGGCGACUGGGCCGUACCUAAAGACGGUUCUCCUAGACGUGACGAGCACCGGCAGUAUACAGAAAGCUAUGGAGUACACCAAGCAGGAGGUUGGAGAUAACGGACUGUGGGGCAUUGUGAACAAUGCGGGGCGCUCCCUGCCCAUGGGUCCCUCAGAGUGGAUGAGGCUGGAGGACUUUACCAGUACCCUGAAGGUCAACAUGACGGGGGUGAUAGAGAUGACCCUCACCUUCCUGCCCCUCAUCAAACAGGCCCAGGGGAGGAUUGUUAAUGUAGCAUCAGUACUGGGUAGAGUGGCAGCUAAUGGAGGUGGAUACUGCAUCUCUAAGUUCGCUGUGGAGUCUUUCUCAGACUGCCUCAGGAGGGAUAUCCACUACUUUGGAAUCAAGGUGUGCAUCAUUGAACCGGGUUUCUUUAAGACAGCGGUGACCAGUCUGGAUCCCAUCGAGAGAGAGCUGCAUCGCCUGUGGAACCAGCUCACACCUGAAGUAAAGGCCAGCUACGGAGACAAAUACCUGGAAAAGUACAUCCAGAUCCAACGGUUGAUCAUGAACGCAGUGUGUGACUCGGACCUGAGUAAAGUGACUAACUGCAUGGAGCAUGCCUUGGCGUCUAGCUACCCCCGAACCCGCUACAGUGCCGGCUGGGACGCUAAAUUGGGAUGGAUCCCCCUCUCUUACAUGCCAUCCUGUGUCAUCGAUAUUGGGCUGAAACUGGUGAUGCCACGACCUGCUAAGAGUGUCUAGAGUUAAUUAGCACACAAUACAUUGCAAUAUAAUACAAUAUAAACCCAUACUAUACAAUACAGUACUAAAGAAUACAAAAAUAAUGUAUUGUUUGAGUUCAAAUGUACAGAACGUAGAGUAGC
This is a messenger RNA of Oncorhynchus mykiss (rainbow trout), 1475 nucleotides long. RefSeq names its product retinol dehydrogenase 7. Gene Ontology annotation, molecular function: all-trans-retinol dehydrogenase (NAD+) activity. The record is from RefSeq and is a predicted model, not a curated record. NCBI's taxonomy places the organism in Eukaryota, Metazoa, Chordata, Actinopteri, Salmoniformes, Salmonidae. Gene Ontology annotation, biological process: steroid metabolic process; retinoid metabolic process. Gene Ontology annotation, cellular component: intracellular membrane-bounded organelle.